AUCCGGAAGUGAGCUGUUUAUUGACAAUAUGGCUGCCGGGUCUGCAGUGGGGGGAAGGAGGAAGUCUUGCCUUUGACAGCCCGUAUCGCCGCGAAAUAACACCCUCUAGUUUGGGCGAAAAUCGGGAUCUAUGAAUGAGGGGACGCGGAAGGACGCAGGAUGCGCUCACUGAGUUGAGAAAACGUUGCGAACUCGAGAACAACCAUGUCGUUUUUUAGGAGGAAAGUGAAAGGCAAGGAACACGAGAGACCAGCAGAUGUGAAAACCAGCAAAGCUCCGGCGCCAGCUCCGUCGCCCUCUCUGGCUGUCCGAAAUCACCAUGGCAUCCUGGAGGCAGCAGGGCCCAGCCAUGUCGCCAUCAACGCUAUCUCUGCCAACAUGGACUCCUUCGCCCGGGGGCGGACGGCCAUCCUCAAGAAACAGCCCAGUCACAUGGAGGCCACUCACUUCGGGGACUUAGGCCGGUCCUGUGUGAACUACCAGGCCCAGGAGACCAGGUCGAGGCUGUCGAAGACGGUGGAGCAGAUUCUGCGGGACGGCGUGGCCAUGCCCUACUUCGUGCAGCACAUGGAGCUCCAGGGGGCGGACCACCUGGUGAAGUUCUGGCUGGAGGCCGAGAGCUUCCGCUCCGUGAGCUGGUCCCGGAUCCGAGCUCACAGCCUGAAUUCCGUCAAGCACAGCUCGCUAGCCGAGCCCGCCUCCCCCUUGGCCAGGCCGCCCCGGAGCGGGGACCCUGCGGAGGGGGACCCCCAGGACUCCCGCACCCCCAGCCCCGCGAAGGGGAACCCGUACAGCCAUGCCCGGACCUCCCCGAAUAACUCCUUCAGCUCGGACGAGAAGGAAUCGGAUGCACUCCAGGGGGGCCCGAAGGCAGACACUCCCACACGGCAAGCUUCUUCCAAGGCCGGGACGCCUUUCAAACUCCAGCCCAGCCACGCACUUAAAGAUCUGUCUGAAAAACUCAUGAAAAGUAUAGAACGAGAUGCAGUGGACAUUUUUACCAAAUAUAUCUCUCCGGAUGCUGCUAGGUCUAUUCCCAUCACAGAGGCGAUGAGGACUGACAUUGUGGCUAAAAUCUGUGGUGAGGAUGGGCAGGUGAAUCCGAACUGCUUUGUUAACGCACAGUCUGCAGUCUUCAACAUCAUGGAACAGCAGCACUUUAGUGAAUUUUUAAGGAGUCAUUAUUUCUGUAAGUACCAGAUUGAAGUGUUGACCAGCGGAACGGUGUACUUGGCAGACAUCCUCUUCUGCGAGUCGGCUCUCUUCUACUUCUCCGAGUACAUGGAGAAGGAAGAAGCUGUGAAUAUCUUGCAGUUCUGGUUGGCCGCAGACAACUUCCAGGAUCAGCUGGCUGCUAAGAAAGGCCAGUACGACGGGCAGGAGGCGCAGAACGACGCCAUGAUCCUCUAUGACAAGUACUUCUCUCUGCAGGCUACGAAACCCCUGGGCUUCGACGACUCCGUGCGGUUAGAAAUCGAGUCCAAUAUCUGCAGGGAGGGCGGGCCGCUCCCCGAUUGUUUCACUACUCCGCUACGCCAGGCAUGGACCACGAUGGAGAAGGUGUACCUGCCUGGGUUUUUAUCCAGUAACCUGUACUACAAGUAUCUGAGUGACCUGAUCAACUCCGUUCGAGGGGACGAUUGUAUCACAGGGAACAUGUUGGUGCCAGGCCAUGGUCUUCCCCAGGACAGCGAGACAGGUUCGAGCAGCUCGGAGGGGACACACACCCAGCAAGGCGCCAAAAAAGCAGCAAUCAAAAUCCUAAAAAACUUCGAUGAAGCAAUAACUGUGGACAUUGCCAGUUUGGAACCAGAGUCUCUCUAUCAGCGCCCAUAUGCAGGAAGAAUGACAUUCGGGAAAGUGAAUGAACUCGGACAGUUUAUCAGAGAGGCCGAGCCAGAGCCAGAUGUCAAGAAGUCGAAAGGCUCCAUGUUUUCCCAAGCCAUGAAAAAAUGGGUACAAGGGAAUUCAGAUGAGGCCCAGGAGGAGAUGGCCUGGAAAAUUGCAAAGAUGAUCGUGAAUGAUGUCAUGCAUCAGGCACAGCACGAGUCCCCUUGUGAGAAGUCCACUAAGCUAUGACCCCCUGAAGAACUGAAGGAAAUCUCAUUCUCCCAGCCGAAGAGUUGUUCAGAAUCCGAUGGGGGAUGCUGGCAGAGGGGCCAGUGGCGAGUAACUGCACACUGUAUUAAUAGAACGUUACUCCUUCAUUCAUAUGAAGACUGACAAGCCGCUCCACGACCUCAGGCACCACGUCACAUGUGAGCUUUGAACUCUAACCCCCCCCCCCAUUCUAACACUAUGAAGGCUUUUACACGAAUGAAGAAGAAAAACGGAGCAGCUGCACACAGGCCCAAGCGGGAACCUCCUACUCAAGGAACGCAGUGGCUGCUUGAAGAGGCCGCAGGUGGCGUGGGAAGUUCAGUAAAGGUGCUCGGGUUCCCUCCUGCUCCAUUUUUACAGCGGCUGCUGAGUGAGACCACAUGAAUCAAAAGGUCUUCGCAAAGUUGGCAAAGGCCUGGUCUUUCUUUUCAAUUUUUUUUAUUAGGAAUUCGUUUACACUUAUUUUAAAGGAACAGGUGAUCUCUGAUCAAGUUUGCCACAGUAUGGUUUUAUCUAUGAAGGCAUUUUUUUUUUGGGGGGGGGGUAUUCUCGCCCCACUGUCUUUUGUGAACACUCUUGGGGGGGGGAAGCCAGUGUCUCCUUUUCCCAUAUCCUGUGGACCAGAUGGGAAUGUGUUAUAACUGAAAGAGUAACCAUUAGCUGUCCUAGCAGUGCAAAUCGAUUCAUCCUUAUCACCCUAUUCGUGUCAUUUAUAGUGCACAGUUGUUUUUUGACAAGUUGUAGAAAACUCCCUUGGACCCCAGUGCUAAAAGAACAAGUUCUCUAGACUCCCUGUUAUACAGCUGUAGGUUUAUGGUUUACCCUUGUGAAAUACUUUCUACCCAAUUGUAAAUGUUCGUUUCUUUUCUGGUGGUCACAGUUCUAUACAUUAAAAAAUGAUUUUUUGUAUAACAUGUUGCAAAUAAUCACAAUGACUGUUUCAAGGGAAGGUGUACGUAGUGAAUAUCUUAUUCUAUUGAGACACAUUGUGUAACUGUUAAUAAUAAGCAGAAAAAAAGACUGUGGGUAUGGUUUUUUGGUACUGUGUACCACUACUAUGUUUUCUGAAGCCUAAAUAUAUGUCUACUUAAUCUAUAAUAUAUUUAAAUUGUGUUUGAUUUCAAAAUAUAUUAUUGAAAUGUA
This is a messenger RNA of Lepisosteus oculatus (spotted gar), 3243 nucleotides long. It is a transcript of the gene akap10, whose product is annotated as A kinase (PRKA) anchor protein 10. Gene Ontology annotation, molecular function: protein kinase A binding. The record is from RefSeq and is a predicted model, not a curated record. Gene Ontology annotation, cellular component: mitochondrion; plasma membrane. Gene Ontology annotation, biological process: intracellular protein localization. NCBI's taxonomy places the organism in Eukaryota, Metazoa, Chordata, Actinopteri, Semionotiformes, Lepisosteidae.